This is a messenger RNA of Thermothielavioides terrestris NRRL 8126, 2016 nucleotides long. RefSeq lists its product as uncharacterized. The record is from RefSeq and is a predicted model, not a curated record. Gene Ontology annotation, cellular component: cohesin complex; synaptonemal complex. The coding region runs from base 1 to 2016 and encodes 671 amino acids. Lineage: Eukaryota; Fungi; Ascomycota; Sordariomycetes; Sordariales; Chaetomiaceae. Gene Ontology annotation, molecular function: chromatin binding. The transcript is spliced from 5 exons. Gene Ontology annotation, biological process: mitotic sister chromatid cohesion; synaptonemal complex assembly; replication-born double-strand break repair via sister chromatid exchange.
AUGUUUUACAGUCACGAGAUUCUCACCAACCAGGCGCAUGGCGUCGCAACCGUCUGGGUGUACUCCCAGCAAUGCCAUUAUGUGCUCACCGACGCCGAAAGGGUCCAGGCGCAUAUGCGAGCCUUCUAUAGUGCCUUGGGCGGACGUGACAACGCUCUUGAUCCCCAAGCUGGAAAAUCGAAGCGCGAGGAACUUAUCCUGCAAGACGAUCCGGAGUUUGACCUGAAUACCGACCUUCCCGCCUUCCACUUCGACGAGGACGGCAAUUUAGUCGUUCCACGAGGCAGUCAAUCUUCGCGCAAAACCUCGUCUCAGCUUUCGCCGCUUCAGGGAGACGGUUCUUUCUCCGGUUCAAACCGCUCCUUCCUUGCCGCUUUCGACCUCUCACACUCCCCAUUAGGCGGUGAAAACUCUCUAAUUGGGGAAGCAUUCGGGGCGGGAACGAUGACGCCUGGCAAGGGAGAUGACGAUCUGGUUCCGUUUGGUGAAGAUGAACGCGAGCUCCAAGCAAUCGAUGACUGGGGCAUCGAGAUUGACGCCGAUGGGAAUAUCAUACCGGUGCUUGAGGAACCCCAGCUGCCUCGGCUUCCGCACCCAGAAGAGGAAGAAACUGCGCAGCUCCAAGAGGAUGAGUUUAUGCCAAUCGACGAUCAGGGCGACGUGAUCAUGGGCGGCACCGGCGACAUCUUCCACUCCGACCCGCCUAUUCCACUGCGGCAGGAGCAGCAGCAGCAAAACCAACAGGGAAACCAGGGGUCUGAGCGAGAGCAAGAUGAGCGGGAAGCUGCAGCCCAGGAAGAAGCCAGCUCCCGGCAGGCUCAAGUGCGCGCCCGUCGUCAACGGCGUCGUCCGAUCUUGGCACCCGACGACCAAACCAAGAUUUCUCGGCAGGAGCUCAAGUCGUGGUCCGCCAAUUACCUUGCCAACGCUGAGCAGGCAAGCCAGACGCGCCGUGGAGUCACCGCCACCGAAGCCCGCCAAAACGCCUUCAACCUCGUCUUUGGCGGAGGCAUCGCCAGGGUCGGCGUUCCCACCGGCAUUCCAGGGUUCCCCCAUCCCCUGGCGUCGCACUUUGCGGGUGAGGGACUGCAGGCUCGCCUUCUGGGGAUCAUCGUCACGCAUCCCGACGGCGAAGACCCUGAGGGACCACGCGGACGUCGCCGCUCAGCCCUCGAAGCUCUCGAACUGGAGGAAGAUGAAGCUCCGCGGCGUGUCCGCCGCCGACUGAGCGAGGAGCCGUCCCAAGACAAUCAGCACAGCCAGCCACAGCUUCCUCAGCCCGAUGACGGCCUCCCGCCCCUCCUCGGCGACGACGAACUUCCCCCUGUAGAGGUGGGCAGACGAGCCGAAUUCGUCCUGCCCGACAUCCCCUCGGACACGCCCUGGAACCGCGGCUCCUCCCAGAUCCCCAGCUCCUCGGUCAAGGGAGGCGGCAGCAAGCCGCCCAGCCGCCAGGUCAGCGCCAGCCCGCUACACGGACGGGGUAACCGCAGCCUCAUGCCAGGAGAUGAAAUCGAGCGCUACAGCGACAACGCGCCCUUCCCCGGCUCCGACGGCUUCGAGCCACUACAUUCCGGCCCCGCCGGCAGUCUGCUCUCAUCUCCGCUCUUCCCCGGCGGAACGGCACAGUCGGCCUCCCAGAUCAUGCGCCACGCGCUCGACCGCGAGGGCCAGAACUUCCUCGACUACGUCGCGGCCAUUGCCAAGGAGCACGGCUCGCUCGACGCGCCCGCCACCAUUGCCAACACCGGCAGCGGCAGCGGCAGCGUCAGCAGCCCCGCCAGGCGCUGGAUCGAAUUCGACCGGCUCUUCGAGCCCGAGGACAGGACGCGCGCCGUCGCGGCCCAGGCCUUCUACCACGUCCUGUCGCUCGCGACUAAGAGCGUCAUCAAGGUCGCGCAGGACGGCCAGGGCGGCACCGAGCCGUUCGGCGUGAUCCGCCUGGGCGUCGACACUGGGAUAGAGGAGGAUGGCGAUGAACAGGAGCAGCAGCAGGAGGAGAUCCUCGGCGACUGA